GGACUCCAUAAGGCUUGCACUCUCCGAGAGGCCACACCACCAGCUCGGUCACCACCCAACAACAGCGGCGAGCGUCUUGCCGCGGCCCGUGGCCAUGACUGCCGCUCCGGUGUCUGUUCCCCGUAUGAAGCUGGGCUCGCAGGGGCUGGAGGUCUCCGCGCAGGGCCUCGGCUGCAUGGGCAUGUCCGCCUUCUACGGCCCGCCCAAGCCCGAGCCAGACAUGAUCGCGCUCGUCCACCACGCCAUCGCCUCCGGCGUCACCUUUUUCGAUACCUCUGACUUCUACGGUCCGCACACCAACGAGCUCCUCCUCGGCAAGGCGCUGCAAGGCGGGGUGAGGGAGAAGGUUCAGCUGGCCACCAAGUUCGGCAUCUCGUCCGACGGCAAGCGGGAGGUACACGGGGACCCGGCGUACGUGCGGGCGGCUUGCGAGGGCAGCCUCAAGCGGCUGGGCGUCGACUGCAUCGACCUCUACUACCAGCACCGCAUCGACACCAGGGUGCCCAUCGAAGUCACAAUUGGUGAACUUAAGAAGCUAGUUGGAGAAGGAAAGAUAAAGUACAUCGGAUUAUCCGAAGCAUCUGGAUCAACAAUUAGAAGAGCUCAUGCAGUUCAUCCCAUCACCGCAGUUCAGCUGGAGUGGUCAAUAUGGUCUAGAGAUGUGGAAGAAGAUAUAAUUCCUGCUUGCAGGGAACUUGGAAUUGGAAUCGUGGCUUACAGUCCUUUAGGCAGAGGGUUCUUGUCUAGUGGGGCAAAACUGAUUGACUCACUAUCAGAGCAGGACUCCCGGAAGAUUUUCCCUAGAUUUCAACCAGAGAAUAUUGAGAAGAACGCCCAGAUAUUUGAGCGUGUCAAUGCAGUGGCGACAAGAAAAGGAUGCACACCAUCACAGCUUGCAUUGGCUUGGGUUCACCAUCAAGGAAGCGAUGUUUGCCCCAUACCUGGCACAACAAAAAUUGAGAAUUUCAACCAGAAUGUGGGAUCGCUGUCUGUGAAGCUCACACCAGAUGAGAUGGCCGAACUAGAGUCGUGCGCUGCUGCAGGUGAUGUCCAGGGUGACCGAUAUCCUCGAAUGGCCAACACCUGGAAGGAUUCCGAGACCCCUCCAUUGUCAUCUUGGAAAUCCGAGUAGCUGAUUCAGUAUCUUCAACUGUGUCCAUUGUCCCCGUUCCAAAUAGUUGGACAGAAGAAGCUCAGGUCUACACUGCAAGGGCGUCCAUCAGAUGUGCUCGUGUUGUUGGAAAUGAUGAUGUGUGUUAGUGUGAAUUAUAUGCCACGUUUAUGUGUGUGCUUAAAAGUUAAAAACACUGGUGUGAUGAAUAAGCUUAUGCACUCUAUGAUGAAUAUUCAGCAUAACAGUAAAUAAAGCUUUUCAAUAUACAAAGUGUGAUGGUAA
Messenger RNA from Phragmites australis (common reed), 1396 nucleotides. RefSeq names its product probable aldo-keto reductase 2. Gene Ontology annotation, cellular component: cytoplasm. The record is from RefSeq and is a predicted model, not a curated record. NCBI's taxonomy places the organism in Eukaryota, Viridiplantae, Streptophyta, Magnoliopsida, Poales, Poaceae. The transcript has 5 exons. The coding region runs from base 95 to 1132 and encodes 345 amino acids.